CCUCGGUGACGCAGUCGGUUGCUAGGUGUGAAUGGACUGACGCUUUCUCACAAUUAAGCCGCUCCUCAGUUUACAGGUCGACCACAGCAGGGCAACAACCGUGUGUUUACGCUGCAACGGAUAUUCCGAGCUCUAUUAUGGCUCUUUGAAUUCGUGAACUUGUUGGAACCGAAAAGAAGUCGUGCUUUGCUUUAGCAACGCACCCUCAAGUGCUCUACGAUUUUUCUGCAAGAAUGGAGUUUCAUUAUGCUCACCCAGCCCUGCUCUCUGUGGCCCAUCUGUCAGACCCUGCGAGCUCUCAGCAUAUGCUUGGACUUGGACUGAAUCAAAGCGCCAACAGACAAAAUGAUGGCAACAUCAGCUCCUGUUUGGAAGAGUCUUCGUGUCUGCCCAGCAGACCUCCUCGCUCUCUCUCACCCACAGGCUAACCACAGCCAAUCACAGGGGUGCAGGGGGGAGGUGUCAGAGGAGAGUCAGCACUUAAUUGGUGAGUUGCAGCGAGUACGCUUUUUUAUAUUUUUCCCCAUUUCAGGUGGGCUCGGCACUGCAGCACAUUCGUCCUCCUUGAACAGUGAUGGUCUCGCUGACUGGAUGACGGAAGAAGUGGAUUUCUCCUCGUACCUCCCAAACCCUCCUUCCCCUCCCUCCUCCACCAAUGCAUCCCUUCCCCCUUCACCCCUUCAGAAUGAUAUCCAGGUGCCCUCUGACUUGGAGGUCAUGACCUCUCUGCUGCAAGAGGAACUAGCUCAACUUGAGGACUACUUCCUGUCAGAACCACUGCCAGAGAAGGGUCCGAGGCUGGGAAAAUGUGACAGGGGUCCACAGCCGGCGGGUCCUCAGCCGUUCAGUCAGCUGCCAUACGCAUCAUACUCGACGUCCAACCAAUCAGAAUCCAGCCCACUUCUUGUUACCCUGGCAACCGGAGAACUGGACCUGCUGAGCAUCUGUGGCGGGCCCAUUGGGCGAUCCAAAAUACCAAGACACACCCCAUACAGCUGCAGUCGCCCCACUGGGUGUGGUAGGAAAAGAGUUGAUGGCGUGAGGUUCAGUGAAGGCUACGAUAGCAGUUUGUUGAGUUCCAAAGGAAGUAUCUCAGGUAACUCAGCAGUGACCCUCACAGGUAGCUAUGGCUGUGUAGAGGACGAGCAGCUGGUUGGAAAAAGCUACUGUCUGGGCAGCGCAGUUGAAGUGAGAAGAUGUGCCGUUCUGCCCAAAGAAGAGAAAAAUUGCUGUUACAGUCAAGAUGGGAUGAGUGGCGCAAAGGUUGUUGGUGCUGGAUUUGGCUUUGGCGGAUCACUUGAUGUCCCGCACAAGAAAGAGGAUUUGUUGAUGUAUAGCAUGAGGGAGGUCAGCGGAGCCACUGGUACCAGUGAGGUGCUGAACAGCAUCAAAGCUAGCGUGGAGGUGACAAAAGCCACCGUGUCUUGGAAAAGCGAGAGCAGCGAGGGCUGUUACCUCACAGCAGCGCCACAAUCUGAGGCCUAUCAUGGCUUCAUAGGCAGCAUCAACGAACAGGUCAAAGCAGAGGGUCUACAGAUAGGGCAACAUGACUUACACUGUAAUUUCCUCGAGGAUCAGGGCCCAGAGUGUCUUUUAAUGGCCAGGGAGAGUCUGAACCUCGAGUCUUCGGGUCACAGGCAAGCUUGCAGGCUGAAAGACGACCACUGUGCGUUGAAAUACGAAGUGGACCUCCUCCCAGCUGAGGGCGGAGAGCGCAAACAGAAAAAGAGAGAUCAGAACAAAACGGCUGCCCACAGGUAUCGCCAGCGAAAACGAGCAGAACUAGAUUCUUUGGAGGAGCAGCUGCACUGCCUUGAAGGGAGGAACCGGGAGCUGCGGGACAAGGCAGAGUCUGUAGAGCGUGAGAUCCAGUACGUCAAAGACCUGCUGAUUGAAGUUUACAAGGCCCGCAGCCAGAGGCUCAAGCAGGACACAACAGCCUAACACCCAGCUACUGCAAGUACAUUCAAAGAGGAUGGAACAGGGAAAACGUUGUAGUGUCUUUAUGAUUGUCCAGAACUGAAUGUCUAAUUUUUUUAAAUGGUGAGUUGGAUAAAUGCAUGCUUUGCUAAUGUGAGUCUUUUUUUUUACAUUUUAAAACGACACUAUCCGAUGCUUCCAUGGCUUUCACACUCGAAUCACUUGAGCCUGCACUGUGGCAUUGCAAUGCUUUAAAUGACAAUCAUUUUUAACAGACUCCACACAGCUUGAAAAUUUCUGAAGUGAUGUUAUUCAUUAUGCAGGUUUAAUCUAAUCUAAUAAUAGCCUUAUAUAGUAAUUGAUGUCAGCAAUAGAACUUAUGUUUCCUUAUUUAAAUUGCUUACUUUCAGUUAAAUAGCAGAAGUUGUCAAAAUAUGUUUUUGUUGAAACAGCAUCCUUUUAUUUUCACAUUUGUUGUUCAAACCAAAUACUUCUCUAGAGUCAUUUUAUCGUGACAUGAAUAGCAAAUGAUUUUAAUUAUUUUAUUUUAAUUUAAUCAUUUGAAUGUACUGACACUUGUAAAUGAAAUUGAGGAAACAAAUUCUGAGAAAACGAAAGCACAUUUCAUCAUUCUAAGCAAAGCUGUUUUUUUCUUUUGAUGUAUUUAAAAUCAUUGUGGCUCUGAUACGUUAAAAUUACAGCUACCCCUGCUUUUUGGAAAACAUUACUUUGUUUGUUUAAUUGGUUUUACUUCUGUUAUUUCAUUACUUUCAAUCUAACAAAUCACUUGCACCUAUUUAAUAUUUACACUCUUUCCAGGGUGAAUACUGGCAUCAUACAGUGCUUGUGGAAGGUUUAUUAAAUAUUAUUGCAAAUUAUAAAAAAUCAUUUUGAAGCUCAGGAUAAGCAGUUUAUCUAAAAUAACUAAAUUCACAGGGUUCUCCUAACAUGCAUACUGGUUUCCUUAUGUACAAACGCUGUAAGUAGUGGAGUUUUAGCAGUCUCCCUCUGCAUGUUAUUUCCAUAAAUGUACUCUCUCGCUCUCUUUCUUUCUCUCCGGAAUAGAACAUGUAGCUUUUCGGAAAUAAGUCGUGGAUUCUUCCUCCAAACUGCUUGUUAAGGCAAUAAGUUUUUUAGGCCUCUGGCUGAUCUGCACUAAUUUGUAACAAUUUUUGUAUAUUCAGGGAGUGGAGUGUGUUAGCAUUUUCUUUGUAGGAAAUUAGCUAAAAUAACUCAUUACAUUAUUUGUUUAGGCUUUUGCAGUGUUAGCUUUGGUGUAAGAGGAAACGGUGUCUUUUAUUUUUCAGUUCAUUCGUUGCUGUUCUAAUAAAAUAAUACUUACUGUUACACAUACUGAGGGUUUUCUAUGUAUUUUAUUUUAGGACAAUCUUGAAUAUAAGCGCAAUUGUAUGCAUAUUUAUUUAUGCUGUUUAUUUAGUUUUUUUUAAAGAUUGUUUUAUUCCGAUUGUUUAAACCAAAAAUGAAGGCAUUUCAUUCGUUUGAAAGCGCACUAUGUUGCUUUUUAAGGCCGACUUAAUUCCAUCUUAUACACAUUUACUUUGUACGUCGUCACCCUUUUCUUUUCCAAAUAAAGUGUGUACCCAACUCA
Messenger RNA from Betta splendens (Siamese fighting fish), 3529 nucleotides. RefSeq names its product activating transcription factor 5a (gene atf5a). The transcript has 4 exons. Gene Ontology annotation, biological process: regulation of transcription by RNA polymerase II. Gene Ontology annotation, molecular function: RNA polymerase II transcription regulatory region sequence-specific DNA binding; DNA-binding transcription activator activity, RNA polymerase II-specific. Bases 346 to 1944 code for a protein of 532 amino acids. Lineage: Eukaryota; Metazoa; Chordata; Actinopteri; Anabantiformes; Osphronemidae. The record is from RefSeq and is a predicted model, not a curated record. Gene Ontology annotation, cellular component: nucleus.